CGCAGGCGGGCCGAGGCUGGAAUCGUUGCAGCCUCAGCCACCGCGGCCCGGUCCAGUGGGUUGGAGUCUCGCGCUUUCGUCGUUCGCUCUCUGGCGGGUUCACGCCUCUCUGAUGUCCUCCGGCAGCGAGGCUGGGGAAGGGGUUGGAGGGGGCUGUUGACCGCUGCCUUUAAGUUGUGCUCGGGGCGGCCAUGUCGGCCGGCGAGGUCGAGCGCCUAGUGUCGGAGCUGAGCGGCGGGACCGGAGGGGAUGAGGAGGAAGAGUGGCUCUAUGGCGGCCCAUGGGACGUGCAUGUGCACAGUGAUUUGGCAAAGGACCUAGAUGAAAAUGAAGUUGAAAGGCCAGAAGAAGAAAAUACCAGUGCUAAUAAUCCUCCAUCUGGAACUGAAGAUGAAACUGCUGAGAACGGCGUAACUAAACCGAAAGUGACUGAGACUGAAGAUGAUAGUGAUAGUGACAGUGAUGAUGAUGAGGAUGAUGUUCAUGUCACUAUAGGAGACAUUAAAACAGGAGCACCACAGUAUGGGAGUUAUGGUACAGCACCUGUAAAUCUUAACAUCAAGACAGGAGGAAGAGUUUAUGGAACUACAGGAACAAAAGUCAAAGGGGUAGACCUUGAUGCACCUGGAAGCAUUAAUGGAGUUCCACUCUUGGAGGUAGAUUUGGAUUCUUUUGAAGAUAAACCAUGGCGUAAACCUGGUGCUGAUCUUUCUGAUUAUUUUAAUUAUGGGUUUAAUGAAGAUACCUGGAAAGCUUACUGUGAAAAACAAAAGAGGAUACGAAUGGGACUUGAAGUUAUACCAGUUACCUCUACUACAAAUAAAAUUACGGCCGAAGACUGUACUAUGGAAGUUACACCAGGUGCAGAGAUCCAAGAUGGCAGAUUCAAUCUUUUUAAGGUACAGCAGGGGAGAACUGGAAAUUCGGAGAAGGAAGCAGCACUUCCAUCUACAAAAGCUGAGUUUACUUCUCCUCCUUCUUUGUUCAAGACUGGACUCCCACCAAGCAGAAACAGCACCUCUUCUCAGUCUCAGACAAGUUCUGCCUCCAGAAAAGCCAAUUCAAGCGUUGGGAAGUGGCAGGAUCGAUAUGGGAGGGCCGAAUCACCUGAUCUAAGGAGGUUACCUGGGGCAAUUGAUGUUAUUGGUCAAACUAUAACCAUCAGCCGAGUUGAAGGAAGGCGACGGGCAAAUGAAAACAGCAACAUUCAGGUCCUUUCUGAAAGAUCGGCUACUGAAGUAGACAACAAUUUUAGCAAACCACCUCCAUUUUUCCCUCCGGGAGCUCCUCCUACCCACCUUCCACCUCCUCCAUUUCUUCCACCACCUCCAACUGUCAGCACUGCUCCACCUCUGAUUCCACCACCAGGUUUUCCUCCUCCACCAGGUGCUCCACCUCCAUCUCUUAUACCAACAAUAGAAAGUGGACAUUCCUCUGGUUAUGAUAGUCGUUCUGCACGUGCUUUUCCAUAUGGCAAUGUUGCCUUUCCCCACCUUCCUGGUUCUGCUCCUUCAUGGCCUAGUCUCGUGGACACCAGCAAGCAGUGGGACUACUAUGCAAGAAGAGAGAAAGACAGAGAUAUAGACAGAGAUAGAGAUAGAGACCGAGACCGAGAUCGUGACCGAGACCGAGAAAGAGAGCGCACCAGAGAGAGGGAGCGGGAGCGUGAUCACAGUCCUACACCAAGUGUUUUCAACAGUGAUGAAGAACGAUACAGGUACAGGGAAUAUGCAGAAAGAGGCUAUGAGCGUCACAGAGCAAGUCGAGAGAAAGAAGAACGACAUAGAGAAAGACGGCACAGAGAGAAAGAAGAAACCAGGCACAAGUCAUCUCGAAGUAAUAGUAGACGUCGCCAUGAAAGUGAAGAAGGAGACAGUCACAGGAGACACAAGCACAAAAAAUCUAAAAGAAGCAAAGAAGGAAAAGAAGCUGGCAGUGAGCCUGCCCCUGAACAGGAGAGCACCGAAGCUGCACCUGCAGAAUAGGCAUGGUAUAACCUUUUGUGUAUAUUAGUGCCAGAAAUAGAUACUACAGAUCUUGUUUAUUUUUCUGGAUAAUGUUUAAGAAAUUUACCUUUAAUCUUCUGUUAGUAUAAAAACUUUUUUCCAAAAUAAAAGAGUGAAUAUUUCAUGUUAAGUUAAAAUCUUUGUUUUGUAAUAUUUAAAAAAUGAAAAAAAGAUAGCAAUGACUUUAUAUCCAAGAAAGUAAUGUGAAUGAGGCACUCAGCAGGGAGUUUCAGAGCUGUGUUCAGCUGUGUACGUACCAGUAUCUGAUGAAGGUCCCACCUUGGCCAUCGUUUCCUUGAGUUAAUCAAAUGCUAGUCAAGAGGCUACACUGCAGAAGGCAUCAAGGGUGCCCUUAAAACCAGUCUCCUAUCGUUAACGCUGUGGCACUGUUGCUUAGCAUAUUAAAGAACUUGUACAGUUUUGAUAUCACAACUUUUUGAUAGGUUUUCAGUGUUCUAAAUUGGGUUCAUGGUGAAUUGAAUGGGGAGCUUUUAUAUCUAAAAUAAUAAUGGUAUUUGGGUGGUCUCUGUGAAAUAACUUGUCCUAAGUGUAGUUUCUAGCAGGCACUGGGCACUCAUCACUGACACAAAAUUGAAUUCCCUUGUGGCCAUCUACAUGAGCCAUGGUCAAGCUGUUUUGGUUUUUCUUGAUGCUAACUAUAUUGUGAAUAAAAAAACAAGUGAGAAGAGCUUUAGUUAUUUUCUAUUAAAUCUAAGAAAAAACAAGUUUAUAAUUCUGUGAGCAUUUUCAGGGUUAACCCUUAGAAGGAAUUUGUCAGUCAGGGUAACAACAUGGUUCUGAAAGAAUUACUAGGAUCUUUUAAUAGUGAUAAUAGGAAUGAAUUUAGUAUCACAUACUUAAAGACAACUAUAAUUUAAAAAUAUUUAUUUCUCAUUUGGUGAAAGGAACAUUUUUCAGCAUUGCAUUUUUAAAAUACCCAUAAUGUACCCUUGCAGACCUCAGUAUAUACCAGAUAUUUAAUUAUAUGAUUUGAAUUCAUUUGAGGGCAUACAAACCAUUUCAGCUGUUUAAGAGCUUUUUAUUAAAUAGAAAAAUAUAAACCUAAAGUAGAGUGAUACAAAAUCCUCCACACUGAAUUAAAACUAUUAGUAAUUGUUUGUUUUGAGAAUUAUAUUUUCUGAGGUGUAAUUGGCUUUCAUUAGAUCAUACUUUUGCUGACAUUAAAGUUCACAUUUUUAUAAUGUAUCCUUUAAAUACAAAAAUUGACAAGAUAAAUAUAUUGUUUCAACUUAACUUAUUUGUGAUUUUCUGUUUUUCUAUGACCCAUCAUUCUAUAAAAAAGUGCCAGGCCAAGAAACAAUAGUAAGAGUGAUUUUUCCUUUAAGUUCUUUCAGCAUCCUUGCCAAGCAAGCAUGUAUCAUUCCUGAUGUACUUCUACCAUUGACAGCAAGAAGAAUAUCACCACAUCUAAAAAAAUAAAUAAAACAAGGCAUGUGAUUAACAUUUUGAUCCAGAGCAGAAGUUAAUUCAAGUUUGGUGGUCCUAAUUUUUGCUACAUCUAUCAACUUAAUUACAUUACUUCUCAUUAAGGUUUUUUUUCUCCCCUCCUCACUUAAAUUCUGCAAACUCUCUAUCCAUUCAGCUGCAUUAGAAGGGAUGCUAAAUGUAUAAAGCACGUUGCUAUAUGGGACCAAGUAAGUAAUCAUUUUGGAUUUUUUAGAAAUUGAAUACUACAUAAAUGUGUUCAAUUUCUUACCAAUAAAAAAGGUAUAAUAUAUGCCUUUUUUAAAGUGGGGCCAAGCUUUUACAUAUAUAAAACAAAAUAUUUGAAUGCAAGUUUUUUGUUAAAUUGUUAUUACCUGAUUCUUCCAUCAUUGUAUGCUGGUGUUCCUUCAACAAUAGAUUUGAUAAAAAAAGGUUUGUUCCCAUUGUAUUCUUCAUAACCUCCUACAAUGCAGAAGCCCAGACUUCCAGCUGUGUUUCUUCGUAAUACAACAUCUUUGCAGUUAUACAGGUACCUAAAAUAGAAUGUAAUCACUAUAUAAGCAGUUAGGAUGAACUCAGUUAAUAAUUGUGAUUCAUCUCCCAUUUCCUUCACUGACAUUUUUUAGGGUAAAUAGCACUGGAUAGACUUCACUCAGAAUUGUGUCAUAGCCCAUUGACCUUUGUGCUGUUACCUGGCUUUUCUUAAUUGAACUUGUUUUCCAUUGUUAAACACCCUUUAAAAAAUGAUACCAUCUAUUAUGUUUUGUUUAUAUGUCUACUGGGAAAGGUAAUCAUAGUCACCUUUAAGAUUAGCUUUAAAAAGAUUUAAUGCCUCAAUUCAUAUUGCAUAAAAUCUUAUAAUUUUUUAAAAUCAUUAUUGAUCUUAGAGAGAGGAAGGCAGGGAGAGAGAGGAACAUCAGUCAGUUGACUCCCAUACCUGUCCAGACCAGGGGCUGAACCCACAAUCUGGGUAUGUACCCUGACUGGGAAUUGAACCCGCCACCUUCUGGUAUACAGGACAACACUCCAACCAACUGGGCGAUAGCAUCCAGGGUGUGUAGAUAUUUUUAAUGAAGGCAAAAUUCUUUGAAUAAGUGAUUAAUCUGAGUGAAAAUUUUUUUUUAAACAAUCCUAAUUAAUGCAUUUGUUGAAAUUUUGAUUUUUGAAAAAUAUUAGUUUAUAUGUAGUUCUACAUGUUUAUAAAGGGUAUAGGGACACACAUGGCAUAAAGUGAAUGGAAAUUGUACAUUUAAAGAUAAGGAUAAUUCAUAUUAUAGGAGAGAAAACUGGCAGUAAAUGGAAUAGCAGGUUAUAAAAGGAAUGGGAGGAGACCACAGGUCUUCAGUAAAUGAGUAGAGUCAGCUAAAAUGGAAAUAUAGAUUGAAGAAACUAUUUGUUUUACUAUUUAGUGGUAGUUGGAUCAGUGUUAACAUAGGUGCAGGCUAAGUGCAGGCUUUGUUACAGUUAGGAUAGCGAUUGUAUGUCAGGAGCUGGAAUUGACUCUAAAAUCCCCCAGUCCAGAAACUGGUUUGAAAGAAAAUUAAGUUUCAUGUUGACAGAAAAGUCAAGAUACUGUUUUGUUUAUAAGCUGUACCUUAAAAUAUUAACUGCUUUUUGAAAAACCAAUAAAAAGUCUGUUGUGAAAUGUU
Molecule: messenger RNA, 5101 nt
Organism: Miniopterus natalensis
Lineage: Eukaryota; Metazoa; Chordata; Mammalia; Chiroptera; Miniopteridae
Gene: FIP1L1
Product: factor interacting with PAPOLA and CPSF1
Cellular component (GO): mRNA cleavage and polyadenylation specificity factor complex
Source: RefSeq, a predicted model, not a curated record